This is a messenger RNA of Nanorana parkeri, 885 nucleotides long. It is a transcript of the gene CRYGN, whose product is annotated as crystallin gamma N. The record is from RefSeq and is a predicted model, not a curated record. Lineage: Eukaryota; Metazoa; Chordata; Amphibia; Anura; Dicroglossidae. Gene Ontology annotation, biological process: lens development in camera-type eye; visual perception. Gene Ontology annotation, molecular function: structural constituent of eye lens.
AUGCAACAGGAGGAAUGGGCACAGCCAAAGGUGAGUGGAAAUAACCAAGAAUCCAAGAAGGGUGAGAAUGAAGACAGGAGGCACUAUCUCACUACUGAAGCAAAUCUUUUGUCUGCUUGUCUACAAUAUGUUAAAAGUCUGGGAUCAGCACUGUUAGAUACAGGGGAUUUUGUCUACCAAGCAAAAAUGUAACCUUCUAUAGCUGUUGCAUUGUUAGUGCAGGCUCGUGAUAUCAGCCCCUGUCUGAACUGUGAUAUAUAUUGGGGUGUCCAAUUUUUCUGUCUGUCAGAUUUGUUGGCUCCUGUGUUGGGUUGGACAGCAUCCAGCGCAAAGAUGUCGCAGUAUUCUGGAAAAAUAAUCUUCUAUGAGGGAAAAUGCUUCACGGGAAGGAAACUGGAAGUUUUUGGGGACUGUGACAACUUUCAGGACCGAGGGUUCAUGAACCGAGUCAAUUCCAUCCGAGUAGAAAGUGGAGCUUGGAUCUGUUAUGAUCACCCUGACUUUAAAGGACAGCAGUACAUUCUGGAACGAGGAGAGUACCCAGACUUUCAUCGCUGGAAUGGACACAAUGACCAUAUGGGAUCCAGCAGACCUGUCAGAAUGCAUGGAGAACACUACAGACUGGAGCUAUUUGAGGGAUGUAAUUUCACUGGUCAGUGCAUGGAGUUCUGUGAAGACUGUCCUUUCCUCCAAGGACGGGGUUGGAACAAGAACUGUGUGAACGCCAUCAAAGUCUAUGGUGAUGGAGCCUGGGUCUUAUAUGAGGAACCCAACUACCGUGGACGCAUGUACAUUGUAGAGAGAGGAGACUUCCGCACAUUUAAUGAGUGGCAGGCUCAGAGCGCAAACAUUCAGUCCGUCAGACGCGUGGUAAACUACUUCUAA